CCGCGCGCGCCGUUGAAGAAGGCCGUGUCGGCCUUCCUCCACUUCUGCAGCGAGCAGCGCGAGGCCGUCAAGGCCGAGAAGCCGGGCAUGAACGUCGGCGAGGUGACGAAGAUGCUCAGCGAGAAGUGGCGCGCGCUCGACGACGCGGGCAAGCAGAAGUACGUCGACAUCGCCGCCGCGGACAAGGCGCGCUACGAGCGGGAGAAGAAG
Messenger RNA from Aureococcus anophagefferens, 210 nucleotides. RefSeq lists its product as hypothetical. The record is from RefSeq and is a predicted model, not a curated record. NCBI's taxonomy places the organism in Eukaryota, Pelagophyceae, Pelagomonadales, Pelagomonadaceae. The annotation marks the transcript as partial. The transcript has a single exon.